AUGCGCCUACCCAGCCGGAGUAUGUUCAAAGAUUACAUCGAGUCAAACGGCGGAACUGUCACAAAGCUAGAUACCCAGGCCCAUUAUGUUAUUGCCGACCACGCGCGAAAGGAUAGUCCGGUGGGCUCGAUAUCGUGGAAGUGGAUUGAAGAUUCCGUCAAGAAGGGCAGUCUAGAGGACUUUGAUAAAUACCCCGCGGGACCGGCAAAACAAGAAGUCCGACCUGCUGCAUCCGGGCAGCCCACUCGCAAAGGGAGAACUAAAUACACGGCUGAGGAUGAUAGGAUCCUUAUGGAAUGGUGUAUACGGGCUGAACGUCGUGGUGUCUUGCUGGGAGGAAACCCAAUAUGGCAUGACCUUGAGAAGAAGUCAUGGAAAGACCACUGGGCAAAGAUAGUUUCUAAGCGCCCAAGACCAGAGAUUCCUGAAGACGAUGAAGACGAAGAAGAAGAGGUGGAGGAGGAGGAGGAGGAGGAGGAAGAACGUCAACCGCUGACUGCAUCUCCCCGACCAAUGAAGCCUCAGAAUCAGCGACCAGUUCAACGUCCAGCCCCGCGUCCUUCUCUACGUCCAGCUCCAGCUUCAACAGCCCCGGCAAAUGCCCGAAAAACAAACACUUCUAGGUUACCAGCCAUUGUUGCGGCAGCCAGCCCUGUCGACAGUGAGAGGUCACAUACUUCAAGUGUCUCUAAGUCGCUCGAAGCCAGACCGUAUUUGAUGAAGUCUGACGGGGGUGAUGUUUUUACUGAGGAAGAGACGGCUCGUCUUUCCGAUGCUUACGAGGCGAUCCUGAACCUGAGUGAGGAUAAAGUCAUUGAUGCCUGGAUAGCCUGGUCUGUGGAGAACCCAAACCAUACCCCGCAAGAAUGGCGCAACUAUUUUCAAGAGCAUGUCGUUCGCGAGAAAGAGGCUGCGAUCAGAAGAAGUGAAAAUAAACCGGUGGAUGAUUCGAACCCUUCUGAGGCUAGUCGCCCUGAAAAUAUAUUGCAACCAAAGACAAAAGCUGCCAAAGCCAUCCACCCAGAGGUCAUCUUGCCAGUAAGACCAAGCAUUCCGGAACAACUACUACCGAGCAACUUGACGUCUCAAGAAAGAGGAGCUACAGAACUACAAGAUUCCCAGGGCUCUUCUGGGCAAACGGUCGCAUUUCCUACCGCCAAAAAUAAUUCCAGCCCAUACCAGAUGACACUGGAGGAAUUCGAAGAAAAGUUAAAAACUCUUGCAGACAAGUUGGAAGUUCAAGUCAAUUUUUUGCCUACUAUAUGUGGUCGCCAAAUAUCCCUUUUCAAACUAUGGCAGAUAGUCACCUCAGACGAGCUUGGUGGCUACGAUACUGUUACUGGCCUGCAAAACUGGUGGGAGGUUGCGAACAAGCUCGGUUUCUUCCGUUCUGACAACCACAUGGCAGCUAGUAAUCUCAAGGAUUGCUAUGGAGAUAUUUUGGUGGACUUCGAAAACAUCAUGAGAGAUUAUGGCAACCAAGAAUUCUCAAGUUCGCAGGAUGAUGAACUGAUUGAUCAACAACUUCGUGGAACUUUCCCACAGAUCAAUGAGAGCGAUCGAGAAGAAGACGUGCUAAAGGAGCACGGUGAUCAUGCUGAACUGUCAGAGGACGAAGGGCGGGAUGAAGAACUCCAGGAAGAAUAUGAACACGACGAUGAUCUGGAAUAUCCACAGAGCUCGCCUCCUCGCCCAAAAAUCCCGCCCUCUUCUAAUUGCAAACGAAGAUUCGAAUCUGACCCGCAAAGUCAACGUCUCCGGCACAACAAGCGUCAGCGCAUCGACAAAGGCAAAGAGCAGGAGAUCCCGUCCACUCCCGAGGAUGUCAUUAACAACAACCAGACAGGUCACACUUCUCACCAACCUUCGCCACUCAAGGUCGUUGACGUUCCCUCUGAUUCAGACGAUUCAUCGAUUGAAAAUGUCCAGCCUAUCAGGCUUCCGCGACAGAAGCCACCACAGCAGGCUUCUGCUCUUGAACCCGAGACCCAGGACUUUCAUUUUUCGCAGUCGCCUCCACUUUUUCUGCCAGGUCUACAAGAGGUGUUGGUCGACGAAGAGGAGGAGGAAGGCAACAACGAUGCCGAUGUCAUACCACGGUACGUACAACGACCAGCGUCGUUUGAAGACAGCGAUGAAGACGAGGAAAUCAUACUCGUCCGAGAGAGCUCGCCACUAGCUCCCAGAAGGUCGCCCGAGAGGAGAACUAUCAGCACGACCACAACACGGGGCACCUACCACUCUUCAAGCAACAACUAUGAAUCAUCCACCCAAUCCCAAAACGAGUCUCAAAUCGCUGCUGAGUUUGUCUCCUUCAUCGAUGAACAAGUCUCAAACGGCUAUGCAUACGAGCACGUCCUCGAAGCACUAACCGUAACGUGCUUUGGUUUAAAGGAGGCUUUGGUUGCUAUGGAGAGCCUUGCAAACGACGAUGGUAUUCCGGAAAAUACUCCAGGUAUAUGGACGAAGUGGGACGAUGAGGCACUGGGCAAGGCGAAGUCCUCGGCGGACUGGCAGCGUAUUGUGAGGAAGCAUGGAAUCAGCAGGAUUGUGAAGCGGAAAAAACACCUUCAUGAUAUAGAGAGGGCGGAUAAGGAGGGCUGA
Drepanopeziza brunnea f. sp. 'multigermtubi' MB_m1 is the source of this 2604-nucleotide messenger RNA. NCBI's taxonomy places the organism in Eukaryota, Fungi, Ascomycota, Leotiomycetes, Helotiales, Drepanopezizaceae. The record is from RefSeq and is a predicted model, not a curated record.